GUUUGGGACUCCAGGCAAAGAGGGCUCGUGGAGUGGGCGCCCAGAAGACGUGCCUUCUUCGCCCCGUCGGAGCACCCCCUCCUGCCCUGCAGAGCAGUCGCUUGCCACGGAAAUCUCCCCCAAACUAAAUCAGACAUGGCAUCUGAAAAAAAGCAACCGGAUUCCAGUUCGGCUCCAGCCCCUGUGACUUUGCCUGCACCCCUCAGUGACGUGAAGAUUAAAUAUACGAAGAUAUUUAUAAACAAUGAGUGGCAUGAUUCAGCUAGUGGCAAAAAAUUCCCUGUCCUUAACCCUGCAACUGGAGAGAAAAUCUGUGAAGUGGAAGAAGGAGAUAAGGAGGAUGUUGACAAGGCUGUUAAAGCAGCAAGAAAAGCUUUUGAGCUUGGAUCCCGCUGGCGCACAAUGGAUGCUUCUGAAAGAGGAAAGCUGCUGAACAAACUGGCUGAUUUAAUUGAACGGGAUCGGCUCCUAUUAGCUACUAUGGAGAGCAUUAAUGCAGGGAAACUCUUUUCCAAUGCCUACUUAAUGGACUUAGGCGGCUGUAUCAACACUUUACGCUACUGUGCAGGUUGGGCCGAUAAAAUCCAUGGGCGUACCAUCCCAAUGGAUGGAAACUAUUUCACAUAUACAAGGCAUGAGCCUGUUGGAGUCUGUGGUCAAAUUAUACCUUGGAACUUCCCACUGGUGAUGUUCAUCUGGAAGAUUGCCCCAGCUCUCUGUUGUGGAAACACUGUGGUCGUCAAACCAGCAGAACAGACUCCACUCACUGCGAUUCAUAUGGGCUCUCUAAUUAUAGAGGCAGGAUUUCCACCAGGAGUUGUGAAUAUUGUUUCAGGAUAUGGACCCACUGCUGGAGCAGCCAUUUCCAAUCAUAUGGACAUAGAUAAAGUGGCAUUCACAGGCUCCACUGAGGUUGGAAAGAAGAUCAAAGAAGCUGCUGGAAGGAGCAACUUGAAGAGGGUCACUCUGGAACUUGGAGGGAAAAGUCCCAAUAUCAUCUUUGCUGAUGCUGAUAUGAACUGUGCAGUUGAAUAUGCACACAUUGGCCUAUUCUACCAUCAGGGGCAAUGUUGUAUAGCUGGAUCUAGAAUUUUUGUGGAAGAGCCAAUCUAUGAUGAAUUUGUACGUAGGAGUGUGGAAAGAGCUAAGAAAAUUGUCGUUGGAAAUCCUCUGACUCCUGGAAUACAUCAAGGUCCUCAGAUUGAUAAGGAGCAGUAUGAUAAAAUACUGGCAAUGAUUGAGAGUGGGAAAAAAGAAGGAGCCAAACUGCAUUGUGGAGGAGGGCCCUGGGGAGACAAAGGCUUCUUCAUCCAGCCCACAGUUUUCUCUGAUGUUACAGAUGACAUGCUCAUUGCAAAAGAGGAGAUAUUUGGACCAGUGCAGAUGAUUAUGAAAUUCAAAACUAUAGAUGAAGUCAUCAAAAGAGCAAACAACACUUCUUAUGGCCUAGCAGCUGCAGUAUUUACCAAAGACAUCGAUAAAGCUUUGACAUUUACAUCUGCUCUUCAAGCUGGAACAGUCUGGGUUAACUGCUAUAGUGCAGUGUCUGCUCAAUGUCCUUUUGGAGGAUUCAAAAUGUCUGGAAAUGGCCGUGAGCUGGGAGAAUAUGGCCUUCAUGAAUAUACAGAAGUCAAAACUGUCACAAUCAAAAUUCCACAGAAGAAUUCGUAAAGUCAUUGCAGGAGAGAGGACUUGACAGUAUUUUUGGCUAAACAAAAUUGUGAAGGCCUGCAAUACUGCAAAACGUUUUGUAGCUGAAAUUUUCAUUUAAACUUUGAUUGUUUUUCUUUCUGUCUAUCACAACAAAUGCUUUUAACCACUAUUCACAGUUGUUUUUAGAAAUUCUUUAACCUGUUUCACUGAGAAAGGGAAAUCUUAAUGCUAAUAUCAAACAUGUUUGUAAUGUUAGUGAAAAGAGUAAUUUCCUGUUUAAGUAUAUCUAUGGUUCUGUGGAAAACAAAUUGUUGACAAAUGAUAUUUACACAGCUUGGGUGAGGCAUUGUCUAUGGCAUUGUUAGCUGUCUUUGUUAUGAACUUGGCACAAGCAGUCACGUGUGUAUCCAAUGCUUUGUUAUUGGGGAAAAUCAUUAACAACCUUAUGGUGUAUAUUCAGAUCUGUUCAUACUAACUUUUGUACAAAAGUGCUUUGGAUGUACACUUUAUUAAAAUCUACACAUUAAACUGUUACAAAAUCA
Molecule: messenger RNA, 2195 nt
Organism: Anolis sagrei ordinatus
Lineage: Eukaryota; Metazoa; Chordata; Lepidosauria; Squamata; Anolidae
Gene: ALDH1A1
Product: aldehyde dehydrogenase 1 family member A1
Molecular function (GO): benzaldehyde dehydrogenase (NAD+) activity
Source: RefSeq, a predicted model, not a curated record